CUUUAUCGGCAACACAGGGGCGGAGAAGAGCAUCAGCCAUGCAUUGCAGCAGCAGGAGCAGCAGCGGGGAUUAGAGGCUUCUGCUGCUCCCAUUCGUCUGAAUGCCUCUUUUAGGACGUGCAGGAGUCCAAAUAUCUUUGCGCCCGCCUCCAGUGUCGGCGCCACAGCCUCCGCCGCCAGGAUGGACUGCUGAACAGAGAAGCAUCACAGACCUGGUCAUACAGCACGGCUGGUCCGCUCCCAGCUUUAUUUAUCUAUUACUAGUUAUUUUGAAUUGAACUUUUAAUAACCUGCCAGCUGCUCUUCAGACACACAUGGUGCAUUGUUGCCAUUCCCAGAAUCACGUCUUUGAAAUCCAGGCCCUUGGUAACCUUCAUCGAACAAAGAGGCGACCUAGAGGAGACAUCUGCAGCAGGACUUUUCAAACCUGCUGCCCUCUAGCUUCUCCACUGGCUGUGCUGUUUUCCUAGCACAACAUGGAGCCCACCAUGGAGGGUUGCUUGGUCCAGGUUCUGCAGAAGGAUGUUGGGAAGAGACUUCAGGUUGGCCAAGAACUGAUAGACUAUUUCUCAGAUAAACAGAAAUCUGCCGAUCUGGAACAUGAUCAGACCAUGCUGGAUAAAAUGGUUGAUGGCCUUGCUACCUCGUGGGUAAAUUCCAGCAAUUAUAAGGUUGUCCUGCUGGGCCUGGACAUCUUAUCUGCGCUGGUGUCACGGCUCCAAGAUAGAUUUAAAGCCCAAAUUGGAACAGUACUACCGAGUUUAAUUGACAGACUGGGGGAUUCGAAAGACUCAGUCCGAGAGCAGGAUCAGGCACUGCUGCUAAAAAUCAUGGAGCAAGCUGCUAGCCCUCAGUACGUAUGGGACAGGAUUUUGGGAGGAUUCAAACACAAGAAUUUCCGGACUAGAGAAGGAAUUUGCCUCUGCCUUAUUGCAACACUCAAUGCAUCUGGAGCUCAGAGUUUAACACUGAGCAAGAUUGUGCCACAUAUAUGUAAUUUACUUGGAGAUCCAAACAGCCAGGUUCGCGAUGCAGCAAUAAAUAGCCUAGUAGAAAUCUACAGACAUGUAGGUGAACGUGUAAGGGCUGAUCUCAGCAAAAAAGGAUUGCCACAGUCUCGGUUGAACAUCAUUUUUACAAAAUUCGAUGAGGUCCAGAAAUCAGGAACCAUGAUCCAGGGAUCAGGUGAUAAAAACUUUGAUGAUGACGACUCUGUGGAUGGGAACAGGCCUUCCUCAGCCAGCUCCUCAACAUCUUCAAAGGCUCCAUCAAGCUCUCGAAAAAGUGGGAUGAGUUCUGCUCGCAGAGUUGGAACAACAGCUCUGGUCUCAAAGGCUCCAGCGACUAAAGAAGGAGCUGGUGCCGUCGAUGAGGAGGAUUUCAUUAAAGCUUUUGAAGAUGUACCAACAGUUCAGAUUUAUUCUGCCCGAGACCUUGAAGAAUCCAUAAACAAAAUCAGAGAAAUCCUGUCUGAUGACAAACAUGAUUGGGAACAGAGAGUAGCUGCACUAAAAAAGAUCCGGUCUUUAUUGCUGGCUGGAGCUGCUGAGUAUGAUACCUUCUUUCAACUCCUGCGCCUGCUCGAUGGAGCGUUUAAAUUAUCUGCUAAAGACUUGCGGUCCCAGGUGGUGCGAGAGGCUUGUAUCACAUUGGGGCAUUUGUCAUCAGUCUUGGGUAACAAGUUUGACCAUGGGGCAGAAGCCAUCAUGCCAACAAUCUUUAAUCUCAUUCCCAACAGUGCCAAAGUAAUGGCCACCUCUGGUGUGGUAGCUGUUAGAUUAAUUAUCCGACAUACACACAUCCCUCGACUAAUUCCCAUCAUCACCAGUAACUGUACCUCCAAAUCUGUCGCAGUUAGAAGGCGCUGUUUUGAAUUUUUAUAUUUACUUUUACAAGAAUGGCAAACACACUCCCUAGAAAGGCACAUAUCAGUAUUGGCUGAAACACUAAAGAAGGGAAUCCACGAUGCUGACUCUGAAGCACGGAUAAAAGCCAGAAAGUGUUACUGGGGCUUCCACAGCCAUUUUAGCCGAGAAGCAGAGCAUCUGUUCAAUUCAUUGGAGUCCUCAUACCAGAAAGCCCUGCAGUCUGACUUGAAGAACUCCGACAGCAUAGUGUCCUUGCCUCAGUCUGACCGCUCCUCUUCUAGCUCCCAGGAGAGUCUCAAUCGUCCGCUGUCUGCCAAAAGAAGUCCAACUGGAAGCACUACAUCGCGAGAAGCUACAUCAGAGCAGCAGUAUGAUUUAGUUCAGAAUAAAGAUUUGAGUGGAGCUUCUACAGUGAGUGCAAAAUCUGUGUCUGCAUCAGGGUCCCUCCAACGUUCUCGCAGUGACAUUGACGUGAAUGCAGCAGCCAGUGCCAAAUCUAAAGUCACUUCUGGAUCAGAUGCCCCCUUCAGCUCAGCAGCGGCCUUGCCCCCGGGUUCAUACGCAUCUCUAGAUGGUACUACCAGUAAACCUGAGGGUCGGAUCCGCACAAGGAGGCAAAGCUCUGGAAGUACCACCAGUAUUACCUCAUCACCUGCUGACACUCGAGGCCGCAGCCGGGCUAAAGUAGUUUCACAGUCCCAGCGAUCCAGAUCAGCUAACCCUGCUGGUGCUGGCAGUAGAUCCAGUUCCCCUGGCAAGCUCUUGGGAAGCGCAUACGGUGGACUGAGCAGUGGAACAACCAGAGGACACCCAGCGCCAUCCCCUGCUGAAAAACGCAGCAAGGUCCCUCGAAGCCAGGGCUGCAGCCGAGAGACCAGUCCAAACAGGAUAGGUCUAGCACGGAGCAGCCGUAUCCCCCGACCCAGCGUGAGUCAGGGGUGCAGCCGCGAUACCAGCCGUGAGAGCAGCCGAGAUACAAGCCCUGCUCGGGGCUUCCCUCCACUUGCCUCUCGACGUCAUUCCAGGUCCACUAGCGCUCUCUCCACUGCUGAUUCUGUUGGGCAGUCAGACCGGUUUGGGCUUGGACAGCCAGGCAGGUUGCCUGCCUCUAUGAAUGCAAUGCGAGUCCUCAGCACAAGCACAGAUCUGGAGGCUGCUGUGGCGGAUGCACUGCUCUUAGGAGACUCCAGAAGCAAGAAAAAGCCGGUGAGACGAAGGUAUGAGCCAUAUGGGAUGUAUUCUGAUGAUGAUGCAAACAGUGACGCAUCAAGUGCUUGCUCAGAGCGCUCCUACGGUUCCCGAAAUGGAGGUAUCCCACACUAUCUGCGGCAGACGGAAGAUGUGGCCGAGGUCUUAAAUCACUGUGCAAGUUCCAACUGGUCUGAGAGGAAAGAGGGGCUAAUAGGUCUACAAAACUUAUUGAAGAGCCAGAGAACACUGAGCCGAGUUGAGUUGAAAAGACUGUGCGAGAUCUUCACACGCAUGUUUGCUGACCCGCACAGCAAGGUUUUCAGCAUGUUUCUUGAAACCCUGGUAGACUUCAUCAUUAUUCACAAGGAUGAUUUGCAGGAUUGGCUUUUUGUCCUCCUGACACAGUUGCUCAAGAAGAUGGGAGCUGACUUGCUGGGCUCAGUACAGGCAAAAGUGCAGAAAGCUCUGGAUGUAACAAGGGAUUCUUUUCCGUUUGAUCAACAGUUUAAUAUUUUGAUGAGAUUUAUUGUAGAUCAAACCCAAACACCAAACCUUAAGGUAAAAGUGGCCAUCCUGAAGUAUAUUGAGUCCUUGGCCAGACAGAUGGACCCCACAGAUUUUGCAAACUCCAGUGAGGCAAAACUUGCUGUUUCUAGGAUCAUUACUUGGACAACAGAACCAAAGAGCUCAGAUGUGAGAAAGACCAUGCAUAGUUGGGUAGGUGAGGAUAUACCAGCUAGACCAUCAGCCUCAUCAGGUCCUGGUGAAGGAAACUUGGAAGAGAAGUGUAAACAGGCAGCACAAAUAGUCCUGAUUUCUCUGUUUGAACUGAACACUCCUGAGUUUACCAUGUUACUUGGUGCCUUGCCCAAAACAUUCCAGGACGGUGCUACCAGGCUGCUACACAACCACCUCAAGAACUCCAGUAACACUAGUGUGGGUUCUCCUAGCAAUACUGUUGGCCGAACUCCUUCACGUCACCCUAGCAGCAGAACCAGCCCCUUAACUUCACCUACCAACUGUUCUCAUGGAGGACUCUCCCCAAGUCGUUUCUGGGGUUGGAGUGCAGAUGGGCUGUCGAAGCACCCCCCUCCCCUUUUUCAGCCUAACUCCAUCCCCGUUGCUCCUCCUCACAAGACUUUCAGGCGCUCUUACUCUCCCAGCAUGUUGGAUUACGACACAGAGAACUUAAAUUCUGAUGAAAUUUACAGUUCCCUUCGUGGAGUCACAGAAGCAAUUGAAAAGUUUAGUUUCCGCAGCCAAGAAGAUCUAAAUGAACCAAUCAAGCGUGAUGGAAAGAAGGACAGUGACAUUGUUUCUCGAGAUGGCUGCUUAGCCUCACCAGCCACUGAUGUGCGUGGAGGCAGUGAUGUUGUGGAAGGGGGAAGGAUGGCUCUUGAUAACAAAACUUCCCUACUCAACACCCAGCCCCCGCGUGCAUUUUCAGGACCCCGAGCCCGGGAAUAUAACCCUUACCCACACUCGGAUACUAUCAGCGCCUAUGACAAGAGUGCCCUUAAAGAGGCGGUGUUUGAUGAUGAUAUUGAUCAGCUUCGGGACGUGCCCAUUGAUCAUUCUGAUUUGGUAGCUGAUCUUUUAAAAGAGUUAUCCAACCACAAUGAGCGGGUAGAAGAACGGAAAGGGGCCCUUUUUGAGCUACUGAAGAUUACAAGGGAAGACAACCUGGGAGUUUGGGAGGAGCAUUUCAAGACCAUUUUGCUGUUAUUGCUGGAAACGCUUGGAGACAAAGAUCAUUCAAUAAGAGCCUUGGCACUGAGGGUGUUGCGAGAAAUCUUGAGAAACCAGCCUGCAAGGUUUAAGAACUAUGCUGAACUAACUAUCAUGAAGACUCUGGAAGCACAUAAAGAUUCUCACAAAGAGGUUGUGAGAGCUGCUGAGGAAGCCGCUUCCACUCUGGCCAGCUCCAUCCACCCUGAGCAGUGCAUCAAAGUGCUGUGCCCCAUCAUUCAGACAGCUGACUAUCCAAUCAAUCUGGCCGCUAUUAAAAUGCAAACUAAAGUCAUUGAGAGGAUCUCAAAGGAGUCUUUGCAUCAACUUCUUCAAGACAUCAUCCCUGGCCUGUUGCAGGGCUAUGACAACACAGAAAGCAGUGUUCGCAAAGCCAGUGUAUUUUGCCUCGUGGCAAUCUAUUCUGUUAUUGGUGAAGAACUGAAGCCUCACCUUGCACAGCUCACUGGGAGUAAGAUGAAGCUCCUCAACUUGUACAUAAAGAGAGCCCAGACCACCAACAGCAACAGCAGCUCAUCUUCAGAUGUUUCCACGCACAGUUAAUGGAGAUCUUUGGACAUGCCUGUAGACAUAGAAGCCAUCAGCUGUGCCUCUCAGAGACCCUCCCCUCAUCAGCACGCUCCACCCGCUGAUGGAGGCCAUGCAGAUAUUUAUUGCAAUCAGUAUUUUUAGUCCUUUUAAAAGCUUUCUAUGGUAGGAUAUUAUUGUUACUGAAUGUAAAGGAAGCAAGGCCUGGGUUGCAGUCUUCUUCAUUAAAAAAAAUUAAAAAGGCGAUAGAACACACCAUGGUUAAACACACUGCAGUUAUCCACUGACGUUUAGGGGGUCAUACUUACAGUAGACUUGUUGAAAUCAAUGGGCUUAAGUUCAUCAUGUGAAUUGAUUUCAGUGGAUCUACCUUGAGUAUGACUUCUUGGAUUCAGACCUUGGGUUUUUUAUUAGGUUGUGCUUGUAUCGGUCAAACAUUUGACUAGUUCCUCCUGUUCCUCUAAUUUCAGGAAUGUGUCCUUGUUUCAGAGAUGAGGUUAAAAUUUAGAAUGGCCUCACUUGGGUUUUUUUGGGAGAAAGCCCUACAUUCUUUUAAAAAAAAGGAAAGGAAACUAGGCCCCUCAACUCACUUUUUAAAAUUAUUACGGGGGGGGGAAAUACCAACACAAACAAAUUGUAUAGUACCAUCAUCUGAGUGACACCGGUCAUGGAAAUUCCCUGGGAGAUCUCAGCAAACUUGCAAUGGUGCUGUUUAUAUAGGGCAGAUGCACUUACCCUACUAUAACCCAUUUAAGACCCGCUUCUGUGUAGAUGUUUCAAUUAUCUGAUUAUUAUUUUUAGCACAUGCUGAGAAACAUUUUUUCAAAGUGAGAAAAAAAAGAAAGCAAAGCUAUAUGCUGUGAUAUAGUCUUGACUUCUUACUCCAGAGGAGGUUCUACUUACUUGACAAAACUCAUUCCUACUCUGUUUUUCAUGGUGUUUUUUUUAUUUUAUUUUAUUUUAAAAAACGGAACUCUGUUCUGUUACAGUAUUCGCUGGGGAUUGAAUUCCUUCUGUAAAAAUUUUAUCUAGCUUUAUGAAAUCUGUUAGUAUGCACUGAGCGUGAAUGCACUGUAAUAUCUCUGAACUGGUUAGGUAUCAACACUCACUGUCAAAGGAACUGACAACCUAUCUCUUAGAAAAGAUAUGUGAAAUGUGCUACUACUGCUGCUGCUUCAAUCCUCAGUAUGAAAUUUGUACUUUCCAAACCUCGAUUGGCUUUUGUAGGAGCUGCAACUCAGAUAACCAGGCCUUCCUUUCUUAAUAAAAUACUGCUUUCGUUUGUCAACCAAUGCUCCUUAGUGUGACACUUUUUCUGUUGCCACCUCCCCACCCAACCUUUGAGUACUCCAGGAGUUUGUCACCCCACCUCCCAACAACCACACAAUCUGAUUUUAUUUAUAAUCUUGUUUUGUGUCUACUGUACAUAGCAAAUUGUUUCCCUUCUCUCUUAGUAUUUCAGAUAUGACUCUGUUUCAUUAGGGUAGUACUCAAAGGGCUAGGUAGUACCCAAUCUGCACCAAUCUGCUUUUUUAAAGCUAUACAGUUGAGGGUGGGGUGGGUGUUUUCUUCCAGGCACAAGAACCCUUUGGCUACCAAUCCAUACAUGCUGGUGAAGACAAAUCUGCAUGAUGUUGGCGCUUAGCUGCCAGAUUACGGAGGGCUCCUACCUUUUCUCAGCACUGUCCAAAUGUCUGCAGCUGCCUUUUUACUUGCUGCCUCCUUACGCAGGGCUUUAACUUUUCAGACCUUUUGAAAGAAAGAGGUUUCUUUUUCUUUGUAUUCUUCCCCAUCUUCUCACCCCCCCUUCCCUUGCCCCGCACCCAUUUCCCUCCUCUUCCCAGACCUUCAUAUCUGAGAAUCCGCACAGAACAACCCUGCCUGCUGUUGGGUUGGGUUCGAUGGAGAUGUACAUGCUGCCAGUGGGGCGCCAGCGUCCCAGGGCAUGAGCAAACAAAUCAAUGCAACCCCUUUCACACCAUCUGAAGUACUGUAGGUCUCUUAUAUAGUCCUGCAUCGACUGAGGCAUGUGGCUUCCUUUUAAAAGGUACACUAUGUGUGCUUGCCUGGAUUACAGUACAACACAAGACCUUUUCUAUCGCUUCCUAGUAGCUUCUCAAUAACCUGUAUAAGUAAUGUAACUUGCAACGUUGUCAUAUAAAUCUUCUUUCUACCACCCUCCCAGACCCUUUAUUUAUCAAGUGUAAUAGUUCAUAUUAAAGGACAACAGAGAAAUGUUUGUAGAAUGCAGCAGGAUUUUGCUAACAGUAAUAAUGUUUUAAAUGGGAAGGAUGGGCUUAUAAAGCCACUCAAAACAGUCAGCCAUCAGAAAAGAGUUUGUUGGCACAGUGUUCACGCGCAUGUAUUUAAUUUCUAUUUUUGGGUUGGUUAUUUUCUUUCUCCUUUUUUUGGGCGCUUUUGUCAUGUUACAUCCAUAUCUGUAUUUAUAUCUUAUUUGUUUCACUUUUGAGUGUAUCAUGGCAAAUGUACAGAUGUUUUUAUGUUAACAUUUACAUGAUAGAAUUUGCUAAAAAAUAAAAUGAAACCUUUUGAGUUUGCCCUAGAAUAAAUGACAGUUAAAUUUAA
Messenger RNA from Podarcis raffonei (Aeolian wall lizard), 7922 nucleotides. It is a transcript of the gene CLASP1, whose product is annotated as cytoplasmic linker associated protein 1. The record is from RefSeq and is a predicted model, not a curated record. Gene Ontology annotation, biological process: mitotic spindle assembly. Gene Ontology annotation, cellular component: cytoplasmic microtubule; mitotic spindle; spindle microtubule. Lineage: Eukaryota; Metazoa; Chordata; Lepidosauria; Squamata; Lacertidae. The transcript is spliced from 44 exons. Gene Ontology annotation, molecular function: microtubule binding; kinetochore binding. The coding region runs from base 477 to 5351 and encodes 1624 amino acids.